Messenger RNA from Quercus robur (English oak), 4050 nucleotides. Its product is annotated as kinesin-like protein KIN-14C. The record is from RefSeq and is a predicted model, not a curated record. NCBI's taxonomy places the organism in Eukaryota, Viridiplantae, Streptophyta, Magnoliopsida, Fagales, Fagaceae. Bases 3118 to 3753 code for a protein of 211 amino acids. The transcript is spliced from 5 exons.
UUGUUUUCAGUUGUUGACUUUUUAAACCUUUCAUACUGUCGCCAUUUAUUUAGGUGUUUGUGUUGCUAUUUUUUUGGCCAAGUAUAAACUUAUUGUGUCACUUGGUUCAUCCAAUUCCUACCUUUUAUUAACAAAUACUUUAAAUAUUGAUAUAGAUUAUGUUGUGCUCGGGUUUGUCUCAAGUUGAAGUUGCAUUGGUCUUGGUGGUGUUUUCUUGUGAUUUUUGGAUAGGUAAUUGCAACUUAUUAAAUCAGCAAAGCAAAACAAGAAUUGAAAAUAAAAUGCACUAAACCAGCUGUAUAUUCAACAGUACAAAAGUGGAGUAUCUAGGAAAUCCAUCAGAGAAAACAUGGAGAAAGUGGAGGACUUCCAUUCCCAUUCACAAAGAGCCUUCAGAAAUAAAAACUUGAGGUUUGGUACAAUGGACUCUUUGUCCUUGAAAAUGUGGCAAUUCCUUUCACCCCAAAUGCACCACAUCAAACAUGCGCCCCCCAACCCCUCGUCCCAUAUCUAUGAGAACCCAACAUACCAUUCAAAGAUACUAGCAUUGAAACAAUAGAGUUUGGCAUAACCCAAGAAAUCCCAACUAGGGAGAGGAGAAAUACCACAGAUCAGAUGCAAUUGGGCAAGGCAGCAACAAGUGACUUAACACUUUCUCCAGCUGAUCUACACAGCACCAUCCCACUAUAAGAAUACCCUUCCUACACAGAUUAUCAGUUGUCAAAUUUUUACCAGGGCUACCUCCCACACAAAGAAAGAGACUCUAGGUGGAGAAGGACUUUUCCAAAUGAAUUUCCAGGGAAACUUGGGCGUACGAUCACCUCUUUGUUGAAGCAUUCUAUAGAAACUUGUAUGUUUGAAAUCCUUUCUUAGGAGUCAUCCAAACCAACUUAUCACUAGAAAUAGGAUUAAGCUGCACUGCAUUCAAAUUAUCCAAAAAUUGAGCCAUAGACUCCAAUUCCCAAUCUUGUGCCUAUCGAAUAAAAACAGAUUUUCAAAUCACCUUACUGUGUAAACACUCCAUGUAAUUAGCAACCUGAGCAUCCUUAUCUCUGGCAAAGCUGAAUAAUUCUGGAUAUUUGGCUUGAAAAGUGCCACUACCAUCCCAAUGGUCUUUCCAAAACAACAUUUGAGUACCAUUUCCCACCUCAAAACAGAUAUAUGAUGCAAAAGUAUCUCAUUCCUUUUGGAUAACUUUCCAUAAUCCCACUCCAUAAGGCCCUCUAACCUCACUUGGGAUUAAAUCACAACUACCUGUUCCAUCUCUGCUGCCAAUGACCUUCCUCCACAAAGAAUCUUGUUCUAAACCAUAUCUCCACAACCACUUUCCCAAUAAAGCUUGAUUGAAAUUGACCAAUUUCUAAUACCCAAUCCUCCUAGUCGAAUUGGGUUGCCAAUAGUGGACCAAUUAACCAAAUAAAUCUUCUAUUCCCCCUGAUUGCCACCCCACAGUAAAUCUCUUUGAAUCUACUCCAAUUUAUUGGCUACACUGGCUAGAAUGGGGAAGGGAGACGUAAAAUAAGUGGGAAGACUAGAAAGUGUACUCUUAAUUAGAGUAGAAGACUCCUCUUUGAGAGAUAGAGUUUCUUCCCCCUUGCUAGCCGCUUCUCCAUCUUUCUAUAAUUCCAUCCCAAAUCGUGCAGGCUUUAUGUGGAGCCCCUAAAGGAAGACCUAGGUAUUUCAGUGGGAGGGCAGAAAUCUUACAGCCCAAAGUACCAGCCAGCACCCCUAUAUCAUCCACCGCCCCUAUGGGAACCAUUUCAUAUUUUGAUGAAUUGAUCCGAAGACCAUAAACCGCCUCAAGACACAGCAAAGUACUCAAAUGGCAGAUUUGGUUCACAUCUGCACCACAUAGGGCCUGUGUAUUGUCUGCGAACAGCAAUUGGGAUAUGACCAUUAGAUUUUCCACUGUGGGGGAAGCCAAGAUUUUUGUACGCCAAGAAUUUGGUUCAGAUCUGCACCACAAGAAUUUUGUACACAUUCUUGAUACUAAUAGGCCUGAAAUCUUUUAGCUCCACUGCCCCCACUAUUUUAGGAAUGGGUGAGACAAAAGUGGUAUUAAGACUUUUCUCAUACAUUCCUCUAUUAUGGAAGCUGUGAAAAAAAUUCAUAACAUCUCCCUUCACCACCAGACCAACAAUGCUAGAAGAAAUCUAUAGUAAAGCCUUUGGGGAUUAGGAUCAUCCUUUCUUGCUACCUUUGUCAAAUUCUGUUAGCAUUAAUUGUUGUCCCUUUGCAUUAGCCAUUAGUUGUAGGAUGAAAGCAGUUUCCCCCUCCCUGAAUGUCUUUAAAAAAUCCUUCUCACAAUUUCAUAAAUCUGGUAAAGCCAAUGAGUCCUGCAACCAUCCUGCUCCAUGUCUUCCUAAGAGCAAGAAAACCGAUCUUAAGAAGUAUCUCCCUCUCUCAUAAAUGUGUAAACGAAAUCUUGAAUCACCUUCUGAAAUUGGCACUUCAAACAUUUUGGAUUCAAUGUUGAACAGUCUUGAACCCUCCAUUACUAUGUCAAAACAAAAAAUUCUCUAAAAACUACCACUUCUACACUGCAGGCACCUCCUUGUUUUGCCUUCAGGGGAAGACGUGGGAUGUCUGGUGUAUCUGUUGGUGGCCUCUUGGGUGGGUAGAUGUUUGUAGAGAGGUUUUUCCCAAUUUUCCACACUACUUGACUAGAUGAAUUUUGAUUACCAUGUCUAAACUAACUUGCAGUAUACAUUUAGUUUCAUAUCAUUACAUUUGGCUGUCAUUGAGUUGAAAUGCAAUUGUAGUGUUAGAAACUUAGAUUCUGCAUUAUAUUAUUGUGAAAAACAUUGGAAAUGUAAUUGUAGUGUUAGAUAUUUAAGUUUUGUGUGCUUGCGAAUCUGCUGUCAGAGAGGUUUGCUUAGCCUUUUUUAUAUAACUUGCAUUAAUAUAAUGCUGGUGUGAUGUUUUGGCAAGUUUCCAUCUUCGCUUAUGACCAGAUGGGGUUUAGUAAAACGCAUACCAUGGUGGGCAGCCAAGAAGACUUUGAGAAGAGGGGGCUUAUACCACGUUCAUUAGAACAGAUUUUUGACACCGGUCAAUUCCACAAAAAGAGUGGUUGGACAUACAAAGUGGAGGUUUCAAUGGUUGAACUAUCCAGACAUGGGUACUUCGAUUUGUCAUCAAAAAAGGACAAAAUUGAAACUCCAAAUCUUUCGAAAAAAGUUAAUUUCGUGUUUGAAAGAUGCUUUACAGCAUUUCCGGAUGGCUAUAGCAAGAAGGAUCCCAUGCUUACAUCCGAGGGAGUGUUACACUAUUGAUCUGGCUGGGAGUGAGCCAAUGGACAGCACUUACCAUUCGCAACUGGACAAUCCUAAUGUUGAUUCGUAUGAAGAAUCUAAGUUUAUCAAGGGUUCCCUUUUCAAUUUGGGUCAAGUGUUGAGAGACGAGGUGGCAAAGCCGGCUGGUGCACAAGUUUUCUAUAAGCAGCGGCUAUUUAAAUAUUUGUAUCCUCGUAUAUGUUUCCCAGUUGUCACACCAGACAGUGAGAGUGAGUCCUCGGCAGGAACUGUGGAGGUCAUGAAGUUAAUUGAAGAAAAAAAGGAGUUGGAAGUGAUCACCAGUUCUAUUGGGAAGAUGACUAAAUCCCAAGAAAAAUGUUUGAAGAAGUUCAAGAAGAAGAAAGAAAAGUUUGACAAGUUCAUGGAUAAUAUGGAAACUGUGUUAAAAGACUACUAUCUGGAAUAUAAUUCCAAGAGCAAGUCAGAUAACUCACCUUGCUGGUGUACAUUGUCCUAGUUACUUUUGUAGUGCAGUAAAUCUCUAGAAUGCUUGUAAAUAUCCAUAGAACAGGUUUUUGCUUAAAAGGAAAUUUUAUAUUUGUAGAUGUCACUUGGAAGACUACCAGAACCCUGAGAAUUUUACUGCUAGCACAGCUCCAAAAUUCAUAGGAUCAACAUAGCAGUCCAUUUACUUUUAUAUUCAAUGUUUGAAGAAGACCUCUUAAGUUAGGGUUAUAAUUCAAUGUGUAGCACUUUAUUUAUGGUCUGGUAUUAAUUUACAUAAUUACAUCUAUAUAUUACACUGGUUUCUCAA